GGCAUUGAUACUCACGGUCUUGACUUAUCCAGACACAACCUGUACCACCUUGCAUGAACAAUGUUCCAAUGACAAAAGCUCAAAGGACUCCAACAGUUUGUGGAUUGUGUCACGAGUCGGGCGCUGACCCUGACUCAGAAACACUGACAGGAGGAAUUCUCGUUCGCGUGGACUGAAGGCCCGUAGCGGUGGGAUGGUGCCAGUGCGUGGUCAAGACCAUGUCACAGUGACAUGACGCGUCAGUCUAAUAGUAGAGCAUCACUCGCCGCAGCCGGCGAGCUCGGCGGGCGGGGUGAUUUCCUGGGGACCGACUGCGCAUUGCCACAUGCGCGAUCACUAAAAGUUCCACGCCGCGGCGCGCAGCUCGAUAGCAGCCUGCACCUGUGACUGCCGUCGCUUCCUUCUGCCCAGUGCUCCCUACCACCACCACCACCACCACCAUGGAGAAGGGAACCUACAUCCAGCCCCCGUUCAUUCUACCCCUCCAGAGCACGGCGGCGCCGAAGUCCGCGCGCCCGGCGCGUGGGAGGACCCUGCGGCUCGGGCUCGUCGCGCUUGCAGCGCUCUCCGCUACCUGGACGUACCUUUCGCUAUCGGACUCCCCGUCCCAUGACAGGGCCGUCGCUGUGCCCAUGAACGCGCAGAGCGUGCUCGCGCACUGCGCGGCUCUCAAGCUGACGCCGGGGCCGCCCGACGACUUCCGCUCGCGUACUGUGUCGGACCGGUUCCAGGAGGGGACGAAGGCGACGCUGAUCAGGAACGCGACGAUCUGGACGGGUGCCCACGACGGACACGAGAUCGUCCACGGGGACAUCUUGCUCGAUAGCGGUCUUAUCAAGCAGGUCGGGGCGGUCGAUCUCAGCGCGUACAAGGACGUGUCGGUGCUCGACGUCGCUGGUGCUUGGGUUACGCCAGGCAUCGUCGACCUCCACAACCAUCUCGGCGUGUUCAGCGCGCCCUCGCUGCUGGGCACGUCCGACACCAACUCGUUCAAGGGCCCCGUGCUUCCCUGGCUGCGCUCGCUGGACGGCCUGAACACGCACGACGACGCGUACCGCCUCUCCAUCGCGGGCGGCGUGACCUCCGCGGACGUGCUCCCGGGCAGUGCCAACGCGAUCGGGGGCCAAGCGUUUGUGAUCAAGCUGCGCCCUACGGCGGAGCGCUCCGCGUCGGCGAUGCUGCUCGAGCCCCCGUUCACGCUCAACGGGACGUUCGUCGACCCCACGCAGCGUCCGCGCUGGCGCCAGAUGAAGCACGCGUGCGGGGAGAACCCGGCCCGUGUCUACGAUGGGACCCGCAUGGACACCCAGUGGGCCUUCCGCCAGGCGUACGAGACCGCGCGUCUCAUCAAGGAGAGGCAAGACGCGUUUUGCGCCAAGGCCGAAGCAGGUCGAUGGGCCGGACUGGGGGACUUCCCGGAGAGCCUUCAAUGGGAGGCGCUGGUCGACGUGCUGCGUGGUCUCGUCAAGAUCCAGAACCACUGCUACGAGGCGGUUGACUUGGAUGGCAUGGUUCGCCUCACGAACGAGUUCAAAUUCUCGAUCGCCACCUUCCAUCACGCCCGCAAACGAAGCGUACCUGUUCCCGACCUGAUCAAAAAGGCGUACGGCAAGCCACCCGCGAUUGCCAUCUUCGCCGGCUUCGACAAGUUCAAGCGCGAGGCCUACCGGGGCUCGGUUUUCGCACCCCGCAUUCUCGCGGAUAAUGGAGUGGAUGUGGUCAUGAAGAGCGACCAUCCUGUGCUCGAUUCGCGCCAUCUCAUCUACGAGGCUCAGCAAGCCCACUACUACGGGCUUCCUGCCCAUUUGGCGCUCGCGUCUGUGACCACUACUCCGACCAAGGCAAUGGGUAUGGAACACCGGAUCGGCAGUCUCAUUGCUGGCUUUGACGCCGAUGUCGUGGUAUGGGACAGCCACCCGCUGACUCUGGGAGCAACGCCCUCCCAGGUGUUCAUCGACGGCAUCGCUCAGCUCGAGAAGCCGCACGUCCUGGUCAAACCCAAGUCGUUCCAGCAGGUCCCCGUCACGCCUGACUUCGAGAAGGAGACUAAGGCCGCGAUCGACAUCUUCUCGAAGGACCAGUCGACGCGCCGGAUCACGCAGAUCUUCGGUGCGGCCGGUGCUGCUGAGCAGACGCUUGUCGUGGUCGAGAAGGGACAGAUCGUGUGCACUGGGAACUGUGCCGUGGCGCAAGAUGCGGAGUAUAUCGCCCUGGAGGGAGGCAGCAUCACUCCCGGCUUCAUCACGUAUGGCAGCGGUCUCGGGCUGGCGCAUAUCGCCGGGGAAUACUCGACAGUGGAUGGCAACGUCUUGGACCCGCUGGAAGACCCCAUCCCUGAUCUCGUCUCGAUACUGUCAUCAAGGCUGUGGACGGUCUCCUGCGCCAUCACCGACCCAACCGGCGGGUUCCUGACUGGCCUGGGCACGUACUUCAGCACCGGAGCCGCCCACAAGCUCGCCGAUGGGGCCAUCAUCCAGAGGGUCACUGGUCUGCAUGUCAGAUUUUCCAUGUGGGCCGAUGCCAGCGUCAGCACGCAGGUUGCGGCUCUGCGCCGUCUGCUGCUCGGAAAGGGAUCUGGCGAUAUCGGGGAGCAGUUCAGUCAGGUCACAGACGGGAAGAUCCCGCUCGUCGUACACGCCGAGAGCGCCGAUAUCAUUGCCACUUUGCUCGUCUUGAAGAAAGAGGUGGAGAGCAGCACCGGGAAGGCGUUCAAGCUGACCAUCACCGGCGCCACCGAAGCGCACCUGCUCGCGAAAGAGCUCGGCGCGGCGGGGGUGGGUGUCAUCGUCAACCCGCGGCCGUUCCCCAACGAAUGGGAGCAGCGCCGCAUCCUGCCCGGGCCCCCGCUGACGCAUCAGAGCGCGAUCGCCGCGCUGGUGUCGCACAACGUGACCGUGGGGAUGCUGACCACGCAGCAGUCCCUCGCGCGUGCGAUCCCGCUCGAUCUCGCGUGGGCCGGCAUCGAGGCGGACGGGCUGCUCUCCAAGGCCGAGGUGCUCGCGCUCGGCUCGUCGAACCUCGAGACGCUGCUCGGUGUCACGGAGACCAACACGGACCUCGUCGCGCGGAGAGGAGGGGACGGCUUCGAGGGCAGGGUGGUUGCGAUUAUCUCCCCGCGGACGGGUUCAGUGGAUGUUGUGUGA
Mycena citricolor is the source of this 3143-nucleotide messenger RNA. Lineage: Eukaryota; Fungi; Basidiomycota; Agaricomycetes; Agaricales; Mycenaceae. The record is from the annotation of a GenBank genome assembly.